AUGGGGCAUUCUGAAUGGGAUCACAAACGAGGACCCAGAGGCUCACAGUCUUCUGGUACCAGUAUCACAGUGGAUAUCGCAGUCAUGGGAGAAGCACAUGGGCUCAUUACAGACCUUCUGGCAGAUCCUUCGCUGCCCCCCAACGUGUGUACUUCGCUGAGAACAGUGAGCAACCUGCUCAAUACGCAGCUAACUUUCCAGGCCAUCCACAAGCCAAGGGUGAACCCUUUGGUGUCCUUCAGUGAGAACUACACCUGCUCUGACUCAGAGGAAUGUCCAGAGAAGGGAGAGAAACUAGCUAUUCCCAAGCGCUUGCGGAGAAGUUUGCCUCCAGGACUGCUGAGACGAGUGUCCUCAACUUGGACCACAACAACAUCAGCCACAGGAUUACCUACACUGGAGCCAGCUCCGGUGAGAAGGGAUCGCAGUGCCAGCAUCAAACCUCAUGAAUCAUCUUCAUCCAGCACUGACUCCUGGAACAACUCAAUUCUGAUGACAAUCACGAAGAGCAGGUCCUUCUCCACCUCCUACGCCAUGUCUUCUACCAACCACCUGAAUGCCAAAAGGCAGAGCCGGCAAGGUAUCCCGCCAAAUAUUUCACCUCUCACCUCCCCAUGCCAUUCACCAAUUCAGGGGACACCUGCCACAAGUCCUACCGGAAAAACAUCUUCCGUGUCAUUUCCAGACUCUACAGAUAUUGACACCAAGCAAGGCUUAAAGCCACAUAAAGUCUUAACUUCUACACGGAGUGCACCUAGCUUAUCAGACCCUAUUAUCAGCCCAUCUGUCAUCUGCAGCAGCUGUGGCAGACCCUAUAACCAAAUAGAAGCUGGUGAUGGCACUCUAGAUAGGAAUGAUGGUACCACACACACCCUGAACAGAACAGAUGAUCCUGCACAAGCCACUUCUGACUAUGAGACCAACAACAGUGAUAGCAGCGAUAUCGUACAAAAUGAUGAUGAGACAGAUUGUUCCAAAGAGCAGAUACGGAAGGGAUCUGUCUGUAGGACGUACACGCCUGAGACCAUCAGUUUCUUAGACAAGCCUGUACUUGCUCCUGAGCCCCUGGUAAUGGACAACUUGGAUCCCCUGAUGGAACAGCUAAAUAAUUGGAACUUCCCGAUCUUUGAUUUGGUGGAAAAAAUUGGAAAGAAAUGUGGUCGGAUUCUCAGUCAG
Apaloderma vittatum (bar-tailed trogon) is the source of this 1176-nucleotide messenger RNA. RefSeq names its product cGMP-inhibited 3',5'-cyclic phosphodiesterase A-like. The record is from RefSeq and is a predicted model, not a curated record. Lineage: Eukaryota; Metazoa; Chordata; Aves; Trogoniformes; Trogonidae. The annotation marks the transcript as partial. The transcript is spliced from 9 exons.